This is a messenger RNA of Synchiropus splendidus (mandarinfish), 3059 nucleotides long. RefSeq names its product transmembrane protein 87B (gene tmem87b). NCBI's taxonomy places the organism in Eukaryota, Metazoa, Chordata, Actinopteri, Syngnathiformes, Callionymidae. The coding region runs from base 15 to 1736 and encodes 573 amino acids. The record is from RefSeq and is a predicted model, not a curated record. Gene Ontology annotation, cellular component: membrane; Golgi apparatus. The transcript has 19 exons. Gene Ontology annotation, biological process: retrograde transport, endosome to Golgi.
CGGAACCUCAGCCGAUGACAACAAACAACAUGGCCGCUGCAGUGAGGUUGUGGACGUGGAGCUGUCCUCUGCCGGGACUUUUCUAUCAAUGGAUAUGCAUCUUUGUACUAUUACAAAGCAUCGCGAAAACAGCGGUUGCAGCGCCAGAGCCGGGUAUUUGGAAAAUCACAGUCGUGAAUACCUCAAGACCUCUGCUGUUACGGAAAUCUAUGUUCCAAAAUACUGACAUACAAAUGAAAGUGGUGUCUUUUGGUUGUCCAAAGGAUCUUAACUUCACCAUUCACUGGUUUUUGAAGUACUACCACUGUCACAACGAGUUUAACAAUAUUGAAGAGAUGUAUAUGGUCACUCCUCUGAGUCGUGGAGAGCUUGAUCCAAACCCACUGGUCCCAGGAGAGUUUAUAGAACACAAGCACAGCUCUGUAGAAUGCAAUGGGUUAUUGCGCACUUUCCCUAUGCUGAAGAAAGCAAAGGCAGCUCCACGACUAGCGAGACCACCAGUUGAGAAUGGACCUCAUAGUGAUGACAAAUUGAUCACAGAAGAAUAUGACAGCAGCACGAUGAAGAAUGGCAGCGCGAAAAUCAACGAUGAUGUUAUAGCCACCACAUGGAAGGACGGCCCGUAUCUGCUGGUGGUCAAAGUUAACGCCAGCAGACCAGAUGUCAACUGGAAUUUAACCGUAAAUGUGGUGAUGAAGGGCAGGCAUGGGUACAUAUCCAUCACAGAGUACCCACUCAUGAUUUUCUACAUGGUGAUGUGUGUGGUGUACAUCCUGUACGCCCUGCUGUGGUUCAUCUGGGCUGCCUGCUAUUGGAAGGAUCUGCUGAGGAUCCAGUUCUGGAUCGCUGGCGUCAUCUUCCUGGGGAUGGUGGAGAAGGCGGUCUUCAGUGCUGAAUACGAAAACACCAACGCAGUGGGCUCUGCUUCUCCAGGACUGCUGAUCUUCGCCGAGCUGGUGUCUGCCCUCAAGAGGACGCUCGCCCGCCUGCUUGUGAUCAUCGUCAGUCUUGGCUACGGAAUUGUCAAGCCCCGUCUGGGGACGGUCAUGCACAGAGUGGUGGGACUUGGGGUUCUGUAUUUCGCCUUUGCCAGCAUUGAGGGGGUGCUGAGGAUCACGGGGGGCAGAGACAAUGGCCCAGCUCUUAUGACAGAAAUUGUUCUGGCCGUGUUUGACUCCUGCUGCAUUUGGUUCAUUUUCGUGAGCCUGGCACAAACCAUCAAGACCCUGAAGCUGAGAAGAAACCCUGUCAAGCUGUCUCUCUACAGGCACUUCACGAACACGCUCAUAUUUGCUGUCCUUGCUUCCAUUAUUUUCAUGGGUUGGACCGCGAAGAAAUUCAGACUUGCCGAUUGUCAGUCGGACUGGAUCGAACUGUGGGUUGAAGACGCCUUCUGGAGGUUUCUGUUCUCCCUCAUCCUGCUGGUCAUAAUGUUUCUGUGGCGACCGUCCGCAAACAACCAAAGGUACGCGUUCACACCUCUCAUCGACGAUUCUGACGACGAGGAGAUCGAGGAGUUCAUCGCGUCUUCUAACAUCGCUGAUGGCAUCAAACUGAGGGCCUCAAAAAACGAAACCAACGGGACAGCAAAGCCUGCUGAACACAACAAUGAUGAAGACCUGAAGUGGGUGGAGGACAACAUCCCUAGCUCGCUAACUGACGUGGCUCUUCCGGUGCUCCUCGACUCAGAUGAGGAAAUCAUGACGACCAAGUAUGAGAUGUCAAAGCUUGAGUGAGGCCGAGGAAAAACCAGCUGUGAUGCUGGACUCUUCAUAAUUCCGGAUGGUGACUGCACGUCACCAGGAUUCUCCUCACGUCCUUAACUCUGCAGCGUGAAUUGUGCAACUGCUUCAACAAUUACCUGCGAUUUCUUAAAAGCCUUUUUGUUUCCAAAGAGAUGAUUUGUUUUAUGUUAAUUUAUUUUUAAUCUUAAGAAACUUAUGUAAUGUUGGGAUGGGUGUCCACGGUUAGGUUUGCAUGCAGAGCAGUGUCAGAACCAGCCAACACAAAACACUACAAUACAGCUGAAGCAAGGAAAGUUGGCCUUGUUUUCACUGUAAAAAUGAAACCUCACUUGCUCUGGAUUUCCUCUCAUUUGUUUGAUGAAAAACUGCAUCAGAGAGGAACAUCCCAUAUUAGUCUGGUUGCAGUAAGACGUAAAGCACAAUUAGACAUUGAGAGCAACUGACAAACCGAUCGAGAAGCAACAACCUUUUUCCACCAGAAGCAGCCGUAUGUUCAGCAUUGAGGCUCCCCUCAAAGGUUUGGUGCAAUAUAACUGACAUGCAACACUGGCCUCACGUGCAAAUGUAACCUGACCACACUGCUCAAUAUCAUUUAGUAUUUAUGGGGAUCUAAGUAAACAGAUUUAUAUUUAUGAACUUUAAAGACUUCUUCUGAAAUCAAAAUAGAUUUCAUCUUCACUGUGUGGACUUUUUUUUUCAGCGCUGAAAUCUGAUCAGCAUUUCUGACAUGAAGUAACCAUUCGCUCCUAUGCACUUUGGAUAUCAAAGCUGUGCCUAUGUUCUGUUCUGGUGUGAGGCCCGAUAUUACACUGGUGUGCGAUUGUGUCGCGGCGAUUCUUCCUGGUGUUUGUGUCUAUAAGUUCGUGAUGCGUCUUGUGGGAGCAAUACUCUUGUUCAUGGUUCCGGAGUUAUUUUUUUUGUAUUUGGUUAUUUAUUUGUGUUUAAAGUGUACUUACUACAUGUGUGUUUACAAUGUGGCGUUUUAACUCUUUUGAUUUUCUUUUUUCCUUCCUCCAACACAGGAACAAACCUUUUUUUUGUCUGUGUGUGGAAUGGUUUUUCUUACGUUGGCAGGCUGUCCUCCGGUAAACACCUGCGGCUCAUUGGUUGUUUGUACAGAUGGGGUGGGCUGAUUCCUGUAAUUUCAUAAUUCUGAGGAGCUUCAUGAGGCUGAGAUGGAAUGUGUCUUUUCACGGCCGUUAGAAAUUUACCUCUGUAUGGAAGCAGGUGUGUUCAGAUUAAACAGGAAGAGUGUUUCCGUAAUUUGUUUGGUGAUUGUUUGGAAGUAAAUGUUGUUUUGGAACAUUUGAUAAU